AUGUUCCGUGACUGCAGUGAACACAGAGGACGGCACCUGGAGAAACAGGGAGAGAAGAGGAUCAGCUUAAUCGGCAACAGGGAAUUCUUCAACAACUGGCAGCUCACCAUGGCUGUUUCUCACUGGCUCCUCACUUCUGGGCUCUUUCUGCUGCCCUUCACAACCCAGGUUUCAGCGCAGCAACAAGGAUGUUCUGUCAAUAAUAGCCGACCAAGUGUUUAUGAAAAUAACCCUCUUGGCUACGUGGUGACCACUAUCCAUGUGGAACCAAACUUCACUGUAAUCAUUGAUCCUGCUUCCCCCGAUGUCGGUUUUUUCACUAUACAGGGCUCCGAGCUGCAGCUGAAGCGAAGUGUGGACUAUGAGGCAACCGAGACGUUGCUGCUGGUGUACCUGAUCUGUCAGGACGCUGCUGGGCAGAGCGAUUCUUUAGAAAUCCUUGUGACCAUUCUCAAUAUGAACGAUAACAGCCCAGAGUUUAAGCAGACGAAUCUCACCAAAGUCGUUCCCGAGGACACAAAAGUGAAUGCAACCAUUGUAGCCCGUGGAGAUUUAAGCGCUAGCGAUGCUGACCUGGACAUCAUAUUUUAUGAACUCACAACAGUGGUUUUUGCUUUCCUCCCACAGGGCACAGAAGGUUAUUUUGCCAUAAAAGGAGUUAAUAACCCAGAAAUUUAUUUACAAAAAGCAUUGGACUAUGCGAAGCUUAAUUUGACAACAUUGGUCUUGUACGCAAGGGACAGGCCUGUGGGCAGCACCGAUAGCACCAACACAGCUACCGCAACAAUAAACAUACUUAUCGAACAAGCUGACACCAAAUCACCCUGGUUCCAACCCUGCAACUACAUUAAUGCAGACAAGAGCAUUUGCAUCAGCAGCCCCUAUACUGGGAGGGUCAAUAUCUCCGAGAUGUCGACGGAACCACUCAUCCUAGAGCCGGGACCUAUCUAUGCUAUUGAUCCUGACUACACUUUAAACGAAAAAAUCGUGUACAGUAUUGUUGGUGGGAAUGCAGACGACGUAUUCUCAGUGGAUGCAGACACAGGGAAUCUAACUAUGAACAAAGCAGUAACUUCCCCAGACUCGUACCUAUUGCAAGUGAUGGCCACCCAGGUCAACAACAUACAGAAAUACUCCAUAGCCAGUGUACAGAUUCAGGUCAUCAAUAAAAGUGAUAAUGCACCAUACUUUGAGACCAAGAUCUACAACGGGACGGUAUUUGUUGGUCUGGCCCCAAGAAGCUUUGUCUUCCAAGCUGGGGAUCCUUCAAGCCCCCUGAUGAUAACAGCAGUGGAUGAUGACUUCCCUAAUAAGGUCAACCCGAACAUUGAGUACUACAUAAAAAACAGCACUGAUUUCAUCGCAACCAAAGAUGGACUCAUCCUGACAAACGUGGUGCUACAGUCACUGGGAACGGUAACCAUCGAGGCUGUUGGAAAAGAUACGGUGAGCAUGCAGGAGGCGAGCACUGUAAUCAUGGUGAAGGUCAUCCCUGCUGCAGCUGUAAGCCCCUCUGAUAAGAUAUACACUGCUCAGGAUAUGGCUAUCUUAGGGGGCACAUUAGCAGCCCUGCUAUUAAUUGCCUUACUCUUCCUUGGAGUGAUGAUAUAUAAACGGUAUGGAAAACCCGUCAAAUACCUGAUAAGGAAAAGGUUCUCCAAGGAAAUCUCUCAGGCUUACGAGAACCAAUCUUACAAGCAAGACGAACACCCAGAUGUGAGCACCCAACAGCAUGAGACGUCAGAAAAUGGCAAUGUCCAGUCGAUGACGCAUGUGCUAGAGCAGCCAGCCCUUUCCUCACCCUCUUCCAAUGCAGAAGAAGUUCAUAGCCUCUCAAAGGCUUCUAUAGCUUCCACCAUCACCUUUGACCAGGAAGAGACAGAGAAAGAAGUGGAAGAAGAGAAAGAGGAAAAAGAGACUGAGCCUGAGAAAGAAGUGAAGUCCAUCCUCAAGACAGACAGGCAUGUGGCAGAUGAUGGCUACAAGGCUGUGUGGUUUAAGACCGAUGUGGAUCCAGAUGCUGGAGAGAGGGUGGAAGUGAUUGAAAACAAUGCAGCAGACGAUGAUGGUGACAGUGACCAAGAUCUGCAGAAGAAUGAGGAGGACGAGAAAGAAGAUUAUGACGAGGACGAUCACCACAGAGAGUUGGGAGUGUCCCUUGCCUGA
Balearica regulorum gibbericeps (East African grey crowned-crane) is the source of this 2166-nucleotide messenger RNA. The record is from RefSeq and is a predicted model, not a curated record. NCBI's taxonomy places the organism in Eukaryota, Metazoa, Chordata, Aves, Gruiformes, Gruidae.